GACCAGCUGUGUGCCUGCGUCACGUCAGGAAGGAAAGCGUCAUGCUGGAGAGGAAGUCAGCGUUUUGGAGAGCUCCAGGCUCUUCUCUGCGUCCACUCCUUGUUCAGGAGGCAGCACAUCUCCGUCCGAGGGACGCUGCACCUAGUCUUUGACAAUGAAGUUCAACUUGUUCAGAAAGCCGCAGGCCGUGAGCCACCCGGAGCCCACCGGAGCCACCACGGCGACCAUGGCUCCCACCGUCCUCCCGGCUGUCAUCUCCACAUCUCCGCCGGAGAUCUCUGGCUCCAACAACACAGAGAUCAACAAGAAUGACAUGUUUGAGGAGAUCAAGAGCAAAUUCCUGAAUGAAAUCGAUAAAAUCCCAUUGCCGCCGUGGGCUCUGAUUGCCAUCGCUGUGGUGGCUGCAUUGCUCAUCCUCACCUGCUGCUUCUGCAUAAUCAAAAAAAUGCUGCUGAAGAAAAAGAAGAACAAAAAAGGGAAGAAGGGCAAGGAUGGCUUCAACAUGAAGAACAUGCAGGGUGGUGAGAAACUUCAGGAUGACGAAGAUGAUGAUGAGGGUGAGACGGGACUGACGGAGGAGGAGAAAGAGGAAGAGGAGAAAGAGCAGGAGAAACUGGGGAAGCUGCAGUACUCUAUUGAUUAUGACUUUGAGAAUACAAAGCUGACGGUUGGCAUCCUUCAAGCUGCAGACCUCAUCUCCAUGGACUCGGGUGGAACCUCUGAUCCUUACGUGAAAGUCCAGCUCCUGCCCGAGAAGAAGAAGAAGUACGACACCAAAGUCCACAAGAAAACACUGAACCCUGUCUUCAAUGAGACAUUUGUAUUCAAGGUGCCCUAUGAGGAGCUCGGUGGGAAGAUUCUGUGCCUGUCUGUUUACGACUACGAUCGAUUUUCCAAACAUGACGUCAUUGGAGAGGUGAAGAUCCCCAUGAACACCAUCGACCUCGGACGCCCCAUCGAGGAGUGGAAGGAUCUGGAGAGCGCAGAUCAAGAGGAGCCUGAGAAACUCGGAGACAUCUGCAUCUCCCUGCGUUACGUCCCCACCGCCGGGAAACUGACCGUCUGCAUCCUGGAGGCAAAGAACCUGAAGAAGAUGGACGCCUGUGGAUUAUCUGAUCCUUAUGUAAAGAUCCAGCUGCUGCAGGGCGGCAAGCGUCUGAAGAAGAAGAAGACUACAGUGAAGAAGAACACCUUGAACCCUUAUUAUAAUGAAUCCUUCAGCUUUGAAAUCCCUCUGGAGCAGAUGCAGAAAAUCUUGGUGGCGGUCACAGUGUUUGAUUACGACAAGAUCGGUAAGAACGAUGCCAUCGGUAAGAUCUUCGUCGGCAGUAAGGCAACCGGCCUGGGUCUGAAGCAUUGGUCUGACAUGCUGUCUAAUCCUCGCCGCCCCAUUGCCCAGUGGCAUAUGCUGAUGCCAGAGGAAGAUAUCGACGGUCAGCUGGCGUCCUUGGCUGCAAAGAAGUAACGUGCUCCACCAACCAGCUAAUGCACUAUCUCAGAAACACAACCCCUGCCCCUACUUUGCAUGAAACCCCCAUGACUUACUACAUGACAACUCGUCAUGCAACCUGCUCAGCAAAAAAGAGACAUCUUAAGAUAUCCGCUCAUUCAUGGUUAAGUCAACAAAAAAAUAUUUUUUAACAUCACAUUUCACACAUUAGUGUAUGCUGAGAGGAGUGGCGUUGAGUUAUCGGGUGACUGGUUCAUGACUGAUCGACUUUGGGUCUUUCAUUUGAAGAAACUUAGAAACUGAUUCUUAGGGUGCUGACACUGAAUUAGAGUCUUGGUGAGGACAGCGUGGAAAUAAAGCUUUAGUUUAGUUCUUAGAGCAUGCUUUACUUACCUCCCCACUGCUCUGCAUACACCAUGCCCAGUAUUGUAGCUUGCUAUUAAGUGUGCUAUAACUUGCAAUAGAGAGUACUGUAGUAUUGGGUUAUUUCCUGCAUAGAGUCUGUUUAAGUCUAUUUAAUGCAAAAAAGAUUUAGUUAAAGUAUGAAUGAGAUAAAGGUCACUAAAUGCUGCAAUCCAUGUUGCAAUAUAUUUUCAAGAAAAGUCUGAUAGAUCAUUUUAACAGCUCACAUUUCAGAAGGAGAUACAUUCAAUGAACAUAGCAGGGAUGACAUGGUUGUUAAGUGUAAGUUGCUUGUUUUGUCUAUGCAUUACGGUAAAAAAAUGCAUUUCUGUGUCUUCAAAAAAUCUGAUGUAGGACAGGAGAACAAGGGUGCCUUUCCUGACACGAUACACUUUGAGAAAAACACGUAGUUUUAUUUUGAAAGGGGAACUUCUACAGAGUGAAAAACAUCCAUAAGUAGUCAGGGACACUGUGAAUGUGCCAUCUGAAACCUGUAUUGAGCUGUGUUGACCACUUGGAUGUAAAACCUUACCUGUCUGUGGACUAAGUGAGGAUACUAGAAGGCUAACCAAUGACGCUCUGACUAUGCUUCUUUUGAAUCCUGCUGUCGCUUCCUGAAAACAGUGCCAUCUAACACCGUUUUGUUUUGAUAUCAUUAAACAGAUUAAACGUCUCUUCCUUUCGGA
Messenger RNA from Notolabrus celidotus (New Zealand spotty), 2538 nucleotides. RefSeq names its product synaptotagmin-2-like. The record is from RefSeq and is a predicted model, not a curated record. Gene Ontology annotation, biological process: calcium ion-regulated exocytosis of neurotransmitter; cellular response to calcium ion; synaptic vesicle endocytosis. Lineage: Eukaryota; Metazoa; Chordata; Actinopteri; Labriformes; Labridae. Gene Ontology annotation, cellular component: axon; synaptic vesicle membrane; dense core granule. Gene Ontology annotation, molecular function: clathrin binding; calcium-dependent phospholipid binding; calcium ion binding.